UAAAGCUCCCCCUAAAGCUCCCCCUAAAGCACAACCUAAAGCAUCACCUAGAAGAGAAAGAAAGGAACCGAUGAAAAAGUCAUCGCCCCCACCAAAGGCUCCGGGUGCUGGAUCGGAAGGGAAGAUUAUUGCAGUAAUCGGAGCGGUCGUGGACGUCAAAUUCGAUGUUCACUUGCCGCUUAUUCUAAAUGCACUCGAAGUUCCAGGACGCAAACCGCGUCUGAUAUUGGAAGUCGCUCAACACUUAGGUGAUUCCACAUGUCGUACAAUAGCAAUGGACGGUACCGAAGGUCUGGUCCGUGGGCAGCCGGUUAUAGAUACGGGAGCUCCCAUUACAAUACCGGUUGGUGAGCCAACGUUGGGCAGGAUUAUAAAUGUUAUUGGUGAACCCAUUGACGAACGUGGUCCAAUCGAAACGGAUCAGUUCGCGCCGAUACACGCUGACGCUCCGCCAUUUGUAGAGAUGUCGGUGGAACAAGAAAUUCUCGUCACCGGAAUCAAAGUUGUCGAUUUACUCGCACCUUAUGUUAAAGGUGGUAAAAUCGGUUUAUUCGGUGGUGCCGGUGUCGGGAAGACGGUUCUGAUCAUGGAGCUAAUCAAUAACGUGGCGAAAGCGCAUGGCGGGUUCUCGGUGUUUGCCGGUGUCGGCGAAAGAACGCGCGAAGGUAACGAUCUGUACAAUGAAAUGAAAGUCGGUGGCGUUAUCACGGAUAGCUACAAAACUUCAAAGGUGGCAUUAGUGUACGGUCAGAUGAAUGAGCCGCCAGGCGCCAGAGCUCGAGUCGCCCUCACAGGACUGACCCUCGCAGAACACUUCCGCGAUAAAGAGGGACAGGACGUGUUGCUGUUUAUUGACAACAUAUUCCGUUUCACCCAAGCGGGGUCUGAGGUAUCAGCACUCCUCGGUCGUAUUCCGUCAGCAGUGGGCUACCAGCCCACACUGGCGACGGAUAUGGGUACGAUGCAAGAACGUAUCACCACGACGAAGACAGGUUCGAUUACAAGUGUACAAGCAGUAUACGUACCAGCGGAUGAUCUGACGGAUCCAGCUCCCGCGACGACAUUCGCCCACUUGGACGCAACGACAGUUUUAUCCCGAGCGAUCGCUGAACUGGGAGUGUACCCAGCCGUGGACCCUCUGGACUCGACAUCCAGAGUUAUGGAUCCUAAUAUCAUAGGACCAGAACAUUAUGGCGUGGCUCGAGGUGUUCAGAAGAUUUUGCAGGACUACAAGUCACUCCAGGAUAUCAUAGCCAUAUUGGGGAUGGACGAACUCUCGGAGGAUGACAAGUUGACAGUCGCACGGGCUAGGAAGAUACAGCGGUUCCUCUCGCAACCGUUCCAGGUGGCGGAGGUGUUCACCGGCCACGUCGGUAAGAUGGUGAAGCUGGAAGAAACUAUCAAGGGAUUUAAAAGGAUUCUAAAUGGAGAACUGGACCACAUACCGGAGGUAGCAUUUUAUAUGGUGGGGACGAUUGAAGAUGUGAUCGCCAAGUCGCAGUCUCUCGCUAAGAAUAUUUAAAUACAUAUAUUAUUCAAAAA
Messenger RNA from Vanessa tameamea, 1542 nucleotides. Its product is annotated as ATP synthase subunit beta, mitochondrial-like. The record is from RefSeq and is a predicted model, not a curated record. Gene Ontology annotation, biological process: proton motive force-driven mitochondrial ATP synthesis; proton transmembrane transport. Bases 71 to 1522 code for a protein of 483 amino acids. Gene Ontology annotation, molecular function: ATP binding; proton-transporting ATP synthase activity, rotational mechanism; ATP hydrolysis activity. Lineage: Eukaryota; Metazoa; Arthropoda; Insecta; Lepidoptera; Nymphalidae. The transcript has 12 exons.